UUCUAUAUGCGGUCGUGACACACUAUAGGCCUACACAAGACACAACAGGCAAGAGUUGUAACUCUACCUCCAUGCUCGCUCUAUAACAUAUGGUGGAUUUAUUCAUCAGUGGUGGAACCACAAUUAGGCCCGUGAACAUUCCCGAAGCUAUGCGCAUUUUGCAGUUCACUCUAUAACCGUCUCCAAUCAUGAAAGUGACGAUUACUUGGCCGAAAAUAUUCGGUUCAUCAUCAGAGCAAAGUAGAUUACCAUUCUACGACGCAUACACCGUGGCGAAACUUCAAAGAUGUUUCGGUCUCUAUCCCAAUUAUGCUUCUUUUGAGAACAACGGACAUCCACCGUCUCUGACCAAGAACAACAACCACGGGGGAGGAGAGAAAAACACCGGCCAAGGGCAGUCGGAGCACCCGGGAGAAAACUUCACCGAUGGUGAUGAUGAUGAGGCGGGAGAGAAAGAUGAAGCACCUUGCUUCAUUGCCCAAAACAAGCUGUGGUAUUACUUGUUUUCUUUUGGAGCUUGGCUUGGAGACGACUCAUUUUAUUUCGUUGUUUUCUCCCUGGUUAUUUCAAAUCUAUCGUGGUGGGUCUCAAGACGAAUGCUUCUAAUAUGGGGAAUUUGUAUGUACAUCGGGCAGGCGGCAAAGGAGUUGUUGAAAUGGCCGCGGCCCAGCGAACCACCUGUUGUCCGGUUGGAGAGAAGAUACUUCAUGGAGUAUGGGAUGCCGUCCACUCAUGCCAUUGUCGGUACUUUGAUGCCAUUCACAUUUUUGUGCGGCACUUGGGAUCACUAUGAGUAUUCACACACAUUGGGCACAAUAUUAGCUUUCAGCUGGGCUAUGCUGGUAUGUUUCAGCAGACUGUACAAAGGAAUGCACUUUAUUCUGGACCUAGUGGCUGGUGUGACUAUAACAUUGGUUCUGAUGCUGCUCCUUUGGCCAUGGCUGGACCAGAUGGAUCACUUCCUGCUGACCCAUCCCCAGGCCCCACUUGUGGUCAUCUCAACAUCAGUGUUCCUCUGCAUCAUCUACCCCUGCCAGAAUGGGGUUGCUUCAACCAGAGCUGAUACCAUCACUAUCCUUUGUGCAGUGUCUGGUGCUCUUUGUGGCUUUUGGUUCAACUACCGUACCGGGAUGCUCCCUGAUGCCCUUGCCCCUCUCGGGGGCGUCAUCGGGUGGCCAGGCUGGACCACAGUAGGGUUGAUGUUCAUCAAGUACUUGAUGGCCCAGCUACUAACUGCCGUCAUGUAUUUGGCAGUAAGAGCAUUUCUACUGCAAGUGAUUCCAGUUAUUUACAACAUUGAGAUCAAUGAACGCACCAAGCGGCUGUUGUUCGUAGAGCUACCGUAUCGUUACAUCAAUUACUUUGGAGUAGGUGCUUGCUCAUAUGUUAUUAUCCCCCUAUUGUUCCAAAAACUUAACUUGGAUUGAUUGGAUGGGUGAUUUAGGAGUUUUAGAAGGGGUUAGGAACCCCUGUUAUUACAUUAAUUGCAAACAAACAAUGCAAAGCUGCUCAUUAUGGGGGGGGGGGGGCAAGUGGGUUCAAGCUCAGUUUCCAGUGACAUUUUCUGUAAAAUAUUGAUUUUGGUUUCAUUAUUAUUUUGUAAUAUUUUUUUGCAUAAAGAAAACCUUGCAGUUUUUUUUAUGAAAGGAUAUUUUUAAAACUGGAGUUUGAAAUCAGUUUCUCAAUCACAACAAGUAAAACUGAGUAUAAAUGUAUAUAUACAGGACAAACAUGGUUGCAGCCGUGUAAAUUGUUCAUAAUCUUCUGAUGAAGUGGUCUUAUUUAUUAGGAUUUCAUGUUUGCAAGGAAUUGUCCACAACUGUCAAUAUUAUUUCCUCAGAUACAAUACUCGAAAUCGUUGGAAUGGUUUGUUAUCGCAAAAGAAGAAGUGAUUUCCAGUUAAUCGAAUGCAUUGAACCCAACAUUAAACUUAUCUGUCUCUGAAGUAGAUUAAAAUGAUUUGUAACUCUUUUGACAUCUCUUAGUGUUUUAGAAUUGUUUUUGUUUUUUUAAAGUUUGAGACAAAAAUUGUUUAAUGUUUAUCUUGUCCACCCACCUAUGCCCACCCAUUACGUUUUUGUAUAAUUCUAUAAGAAGUAAUUUUCUGCCAGAUUCACUGCUGCAUCUUUUCUUUCCAACCAGCAAGAUAAAUUUAUGCAUAUUUAAUUAAGUCAAAUACUGUGCUAGAAGAAUUAGAAUUAAAUGAUUAUUACUCUAAAAUAAAACUGUUAACUUGAACUUAACUUUAAAUAAAAUUCGUAAAAAUUUCAUGAAAGUUUUCAAUUGUGAUUAUAUUAUAAUCAAAUGUAAUCAAAUAAUCAAAUGUUUAUAUUUUUUUGUAUUUUAAUAUACAAUAUUUUGUCAACUACGUGUACGCAGAUGAGACUUUCUUGUUGUCAAACGUGUCUGCGAUUUGUGAGCUCCGCUAUGGAACAAUAUUAAACUGGUGAAGCAAA
This is a messenger RNA of Asterias rubens (European starfish), 2456 nucleotides long. RefSeq names its product sphingosine-1-phosphate phosphatase 2-like. The record is from RefSeq and is a predicted model, not a curated record. Bases 189 to 1427 code for a protein of 412 amino acids. Gene Ontology annotation, molecular function: sphingosine-1-phosphate phosphatase activity. The transcript is spliced from 3 exons. Gene Ontology annotation, cellular component: endoplasmic reticulum membrane. NCBI's taxonomy places the organism in Eukaryota, Metazoa, Echinodermata, Asteroidea, Forcipulatida, Asteriidae. Gene Ontology annotation, biological process: sphingosine metabolic process; phospholipid dephosphorylation.